Molecule: messenger RNA, 753 nt
Organism: Malassezia restricta
Lineage: Eukaryota; Fungi; Basidiomycota; Malasseziomycetes; Malasseziales; Malasseziaceae
Product: pyrimidine and pyridine-specific 5'-nucleotidase
Exons: 2
Coding region: 1-753 (250 amino acids)
Biological process (GO): pyrimidine nucleobase metabolic process; nucleotide catabolic process
Molecular function (GO): nucleotidase activity
Source: RefSeq, a predicted model, not a curated record
AUGUCGCUGGACAAACCAUGGCACGAGUAUGUAGGCUUUGAGUCGCUCCGACGGGAGCCCGUGGACGCAAGUGACUCAGAAUGCAUAUUGUGGCUCGACAUUGACAAUACUUUGUAUUCACAUGCGGAAACACGGAUGAUGGAUCUUAUGGUCGAGCGGAUUCACAAUUAUUUCCGUUCGCUGGGACUGGACGACGAAGAAGCGACAUCGCUGCACAUGCGCUAUUACAAAGAGUAUGGACUUGCUAUCCGCGGUCUUGUACAGCAUCAUGCUAUUGACCCAUUGGAUUAUGACCAAAAGUGUGACGCAUCUCUUCCGUUGGAGGAGAUCCUCCGACCUGAUACGAGACUCAUUGACAUGCUCAAGAGUUUGAAGAGCCGUAAGACAAGCAUCUUCAGCCUGACAAAUGCGUACAGAGUUCAUGCGCGCCGUGUCCUAUCGCUACUGCAGCUUGACUCGAUUGUCGAGGGUAUCGUGUAUUGUGACUAUACGAAUCCAGAGUUUUCGUGCAAGCCUGAGGCAGAGUUUUACCUUGCUGCGCAGGAAGCUGUCCAUGCCGCGCCCACGGCACAGCACUACUUUGUGGAUGACAGCAUAGCCAACGUACGGCAAGCCAUCAAGCUGGGCUGGUCCAAGAGUGUACAUUAUGACGAACAUGGCGACUUUCACGAGCCUUUUACGACGCCCGAUGGCAUCCUCACGAUAUCCCACCUGCUGCAACUACCCACCGUGUGGCCUGAGCUCUUUUCGUAG